Williopsis jadinii is the source of this 1173-nucleotide messenger RNA. RefSeq lists its product as uncharacterized. Bases 1 to 1173 code for a protein of 390 amino acids. The record is from RefSeq and is a predicted model, not a curated record. The transcript has 3 exons. NCBI's taxonomy places the organism in Eukaryota, Fungi, Ascomycota, Saccharomycetes, Phaffomycetales, Wickerhamomycetaceae.
AUGUGGAAUCUAUUAAGUGAUUUGAGAAGACUCUUUGUCGAAUUCAACAUUUUACAACAAUUGGAAGAUGCCAUAAGUGAUCAAUCUGAGGAUAGUCCUGCAGCAGACUCUCAGGGUAAAAAGUUGGUGCUGAAGAAUCUGACAGUUCUCUCUAAUAAGAAGAGGACUGUACAGGUGGGUGACAGGAAGCUAAAGUUCAGCGCUGACAAAUCAACAAAGUGGUUGAAAGCUACUGUAAAGUCCUCAGAGCUGACUUCAGCACUCCAUUUAAUAUCCCAUUCACAGGAUGAAAUCAAAUGCUUGCCAUUUGCCUUUAUAAAACAGUCAGGGAUACAAAGAGGAUUUUCUUACAUUAUACACUAUUGUUUGCCAGCCUGGCUCCAAGAGACUUGUUCCUCUGAGUAUGAUGUUUUUAAAGAACGUAGAAUUAUAUCAGAUCAGGAUAACGGUAUCAAGAAGGCCUUAGAUGUGUUGGAAGCCCAGUAUGAUGUUCUGAUUGAGAGCUUCGCAUGCUCCAAACAUGUCAAGACAAAUCUCUUCCUUUACACAAUCGUAAAGCUUAGAAGGGUUAUGCAACAUAGAGUUUUCUGGUUGAUAUUUGAAUCUGAUCCAGAAAAGGUCCCACCAAUCCAAGAAAGAAUGAAGGGGCCUUUCUUUGAGAGGCAUAAGACGGACAAAGUCAACAGUACUUAUAAUCUCAUCUCCAACACGCAAGACUGUGCUAGAGGUCUUCAACUUUACAAUUCGGUGACUCCAAUGCUUGAUAUCGUGACAUCCAACCAUUGUGAGAUUUUGAAUGCAGGGAUGGACGCAUUUAGACGAUUGAACCCAACCAAUCUCAUAAUCGAAGUGCUGUUGAUGCAGUGUGAGAAGGUGAAAAUCACAGAGUCUGUGACAUUUGAUUGGAAUAAAAUGAGACAGAUUGGAGAUGAAGAUGAAAUGAAUGACACGAGCGACCCUGAUGAUGAUGGAAGAACCGGAAGAUAUCGAGAUACUCAAAACUAUGGCUCUUUGUUGUAUUCAACAAAUUUCAUCACUUCUUCUUGUUUAAAUAGCAAAGAGACUAGUGUAAUUGUUAAUAGGAGCCUACCUGGAACACAAAUGACGACUCACAAGCAUAGUGUAUCGUGGGACUGUGAUUUGGUUCUUCAGGAGCUUUCAAAAGUGUUGUAA